Molecule: messenger RNA, 1927 nt
Organism: Dioscorea cayenensis subsp. rotundata (Guinea yam)
Lineage: Eukaryota; Viridiplantae; Streptophyta; Magnoliopsida; Dioscoreales; Dioscoreaceae
Product: isoflavone 3'-hydroxylase-like
Exons: 2
Coding region: 67-1623 (518 amino acids)
Molecular function (GO): heme binding; oxidoreductase activity, acting on paired donors, with incorporation or reduction of molecular oxygen; monooxygenase activity
Source: RefSeq, a predicted model, not a curated record
UACUAAGUCAAAUAACAAAAUAAUUUAAAUAAUUAAAUCUUCAAACCAUCUCCAAGUAACACAGCAAUGGCAGACCUCUUCUUCUCCAUAGCCAUCAUCUCUUCCAUCCUUCUCCUUCCUCUUCUCCUCCAUCUCCUCUUCAAGAACCCUAACCCUAACCCUAAUUCUAAUCCACCAAGCCCACCUGGUCUCCCUCUCAUUGGCCACCUUCAUCUUCUCAAACCUCCACUCCACCGAGCACUAGCCCAUCUCUCAGACCUCCAUGGCCCCAUACUUCUCCUCCGCUUCGGCUCCCGCCGUGUCCUCCACGUCUCCUCCUACUCCGCCGCCGAAGAGUGCUUCACCGUCAACGACAUCACCUUCGCCAACCGUCCGCGUCUCCUCGCCGGAAAACACCUCGGCUACAACUACCAAAGUCUCUCCGUAUCUUCCUACGGCCCUCACUGGCGUAAUCUCCGUCGCCUCGCCACCGUAGAAGUCCUUUCCACUUACCGGAUCAUCUCCUCUUCCGAUGUCCGCUCCGACGAGGCCCUCUUCCUCGUUAAAGACCUCCUCCGUGACUACUCCGGCCCCGGCUUCCACCGCACCGAGCUAAGUCCCAAACUCUUCGGGCUCGCUUACAACGUCAUCAUGAGGAUGAUAGCCAACAAGAGGUUCUACGGUGACGCCGAUGAGAGCUCGUCGGAGGCCGCGAAGGAGUUCAAGGAAAUAGUCAAGCAGACCGGCUCCAUCAUCGCCGCCUCCAACCCCGCCGACUUCUUCCCGGUGGUGAGGUGGCUCGGCUUUGGAGGUUAUGAAAAGAGGUUGAAGAGAUUGAGAAAGAGAAGGGACAAGUUCUUUCAGGGACUCAUUGACGAGCACCGGAUGAAAAAGAAGGAGGUGAAUGGAUCCGGAGACGGUGAAGGUUCUCCGGCGGAGAGAUCAACGGUGAUCGACUUGCUGCUCUCCAUGCAAGAAGAUGAGCCGGAGUACUUCACUGAUUUUCUCAUCAUGGGGUUCAUUGCGCAACUGUUAGUAGCCGGGACAGACACAUCAUCAAUAACAAUGGAAUGGGCAAUGUCACUGCUUCUCAACAACCCUGAAACCCUAAACAAACUAAAAGAAGAGCUUGAUACAAAUAUAAAACCAGGUUCAUUAAUAAAGGAAGAAGACCUUAGCAAGCUUCCCUAUCUAGAAGCAGUUAUAACAGAGACAUUGAGAAUGCAUCCUCCUACGCCAUUGCUACUGCCCCAUGAAUCAUCUCAAGACUGCACAGUGGGUGGCUUUCAUGUUCCCAAAGGAACAAUGCUCUUAGUGAAUGCAUGGAAGAUACACAAAGAUGCUGAACUCUGGGAAGAGCCGGAGAAGUUCAAGCCUGAGAGGUUUCUUAACAGUAAAAGCAAGAAGAGAUGGAAAACAAUGGCGUUUGGACUAGGAAGAAGGCAGUGCCCUGGUGAAAGUUUGGGUAUGAGGGUGGUGGCACUGGUGGUGGGAAUUUUGGUUCAGUGUUUUGAAUGGAAACCGGUGGGGGAUGAGGGGAUGGACAUGAAUGAAGGUGCUGGGGUUUCCAUUCGUAGAGCUAAGCCUUUGGAGGUUGUGUACAAACCAAGGGGGACCAUUUCCAGCCAUCUUUUUCAACUUUGAGACGUUUGGCUCACGCUUUUAGUGUCACACGUUUUAUACCGAUAUAUAUAUAUAUAUAUAUAUAUAUAUAUAUAUAUCUAUAUAGCUCAAGUGCAUUAUAGGUAUAGUUUAUUUCGGUUUUGUACUUUAAUAAUGUUGAUUACUAUUAGUGUGUUAAUGGCAAACUUAAUUAAAUAAUGAUGUUGAGGGAAAUGAAAUACCACUGCGUGGAUAAUUAAUACUGAUGUAAUAUUGUAAGUUUGCUUUAGUACUGACAUGGUCGGUCCAUGACAGCUAAUUGUCCAUGUGAAAAAUAAUUUAAAAA